Molecule: messenger RNA, 2613 nt
Organism: Gossypium raimondii (Peruvian cotton)
Lineage: Eukaryota; Viridiplantae; Streptophyta; Magnoliopsida; Malvales; Malvaceae
Product: LRR receptor-like serine/threonine-protein kinase RGI5
Exons: 1
Coding region: 519-2462 (647 amino acids)
Molecular function (GO): protein binding
Source: RefSeq, a predicted model, not a curated record
GAGGAAAGAAAGAAAAAUGUGAGGGUUACGGAAAAGAAUCAUUUCAGCAUGUGAUGAGGUUUUGCAUCAAGUAAUUGGUGAACUGGAUGUCAGUAGAUCUAAUCCUGGGCGCGGAAUAAGUAGAUAUUCUGGUUUGCAGCACCCUCAACCACAGUUCAGACUUAACAAAUAUCUUUUUGAUAGGGUUUUUGUUAAAACCAAUUGAGAAUUAUGUUUCUUGUCGUUUUAUUAAGAAAUCUUUCGCCUAAAUUGACUCCCUUUCUAAAAAGGAGAUCAUGAUCUACACUCCUGCUUUUUUAGCAUAACCAAACUGUCCGGAAAAGACCGAGGACAAAAGAAAAAGGCAAAAUCAAUGUCUCUUAAUUUGAGGGUUCAUCAGCUGAGCCAAAUUACUGCCCCCAUUCUCUCUUCUUUAACUCGCACCCAAUUUCACUUUCCUGCUUUUCCUAUUCAAUCACACUGAUAAUAGUGAGAACGUUAUCCAUAUUGUAGCUUAAGAGUAAGAGAAUCAGCUGUCCAUGACAAAAAUGGGUUGUCAAAUGUUAUGGCUUCCUCUAGCAUUGACUCUGAUGAUGGCGACAGUCUCCACAGGAGGAAGCAUUGUUGAAGAAUGUGACCCUGGUGACCUCAAAGGUCUCGCCAGUUUUAGGGGCGGAAUCCAUAUGGACACUUCAGGUCGGCUAGCGAAGUGGGUCGGUCGUCGUUGUUGCAGAUGGCAAGGUAUUUCCUGCAACAAUGAAACUGGUAGGGUCACUGAAGUUCAUCUACCUGGAUUCAUUUCCUCCGUUGAUUUCGUCUUUCAGUCUCAGAUGGAAGGCUGGUUUUCCCCAUCAAUCACACUCCUCACCUCGCUUGAAGUUCUCGACCUUGGAGGACUCGCAGGCCUUUCUGGAAGAAUUCCCACAUCCAUUGGUCGUCUUAAGAACCUUAGAAAGCUUUAUCUUUAUGGAAACAAGCUGAGAGGGCCCGUGCCAGAAAGCAUUGGUAAGCUUUUAAAACUUGAGGAACUUCACCUGCAUGAGAAUAGAUUAUCUGGGUUUCUUCCUCCUACCCUUGGUUGUCUUAAAAAUCUCAAUGCUUUGCUUCUUCAUUCAAAUAGAUUCACUGGUAGUAUUCCUGCUUCAUUCUCCAACUUGACAAAUCUCAUGCAUUUAGACCUUCAUGCCAAUUCCAUCACUGGUCAUAUACCACAAAAUAUUGGAGACUUGCAGCUCUUGAAAGAGCUUGAUCUUUCAGAUAAUCUUUUGAAUGGGGAAAUUCCAGCUUCAGUAAACAAUCUAACAUCCAUUUCAGUCAUGUAUUUAGAUGCUAAUCAUCUAGAAGGAGAGAUACCAUUUCCAUCAAAUUAUGGUCAGAUGCCUCUGCUUGGAUUUUUAAGGCUGCAAAACAACCAACUAGGCGGGAAAAUACCACCCAAUUUGGGAUAUCUGGUCUCCCUCCAAAGGGUUUCACUUGAAAACAACAAGCUUGAAGGAGCAAUUCCUUCUAGUUUAGGUAAUCUAGAAGCUUUGACAGAGUUGUAUCUCAACGGCAACAAGCUAUCUGGAGUUAUACCAAAGUCAAUUGGUCAACUCUCACAUCUCAUACUCUUGACCCUUUCUCAUAACUCAAUUCAAGGACCAUUGCCUAAUGAAAUGUCUGCUCUCCAAAAUUUGCAAACACUGGAUCUUUCAUUCAACAGUUUAACUCUAAACUCCAUUCCAAGGUGGGUAGCAAAAUUGCCAUCUCUUUCCCGAAUCUAUUUGGCAGGAUGUGGAAUCAAAGGACAAAUACCAGACAUGCUGAAAUCAACUCCAAGUCCAAUACAGGAACUGGACUUAUCAGCCAAUGAUCUCACUGGUGGGAUACCAGCAUGGAUGGGAAGCCUCACUCAACUCUACUCCUUGAAUCUUUCAAGGAACCAUCUCAGUUCAAGUAUUCCAGCUUCAGUUGCAGAUUUCCAGGAAUUGGGAGUGCUGGACCUUCACUCAAACAACAUAACAGCCUCAAUGGAACAUGUUUUCAAGAUAGGAACCAGUUUCCCAGGUGGUUCACUCACAUAUGUUGACCUAUCUGAUAACAGCUUCACAAGUGGAAUCCAACAAAUUAGUGUAGGAACGCUGGAGAGAGUUGUGUAUCUUAAUUUAUCACAUAACUUACAAAAGGGUAAAUUGCCAACAUCAAUGGAGAAAUUGAAGGCAUUGCAGAGUUUGGAUUUGAGCUAUAACAAAUUUGGUUUCGGCUUGGUAGAGGCGUUGGCAAAUCUAAGCCAUUUGGAGACACUGAAGCUGCAGAGAAACCAAUUUACUGGUAGAAUACCUGCUGAGUUUUUGAACCUAAAAAACCUCAAGGACUUGGAUUUAUCAGACAAUCUUUUAGUGGGGGAAAUCCCUGCUGGCAGACCUCUUAGUGACUUUCCCCAGAGUUGUUUCACUGGCAACACAGGUUUAUGUGGGAAACCUCUUUCUCCCUGCAAAUCUUGAAUUACUUGGAAUUCCCCACCCCCCCCCCCCCCCAAAAAAAAAAAAAAAACAAAAUUGCUGUAUUAUUUACCAACAUUUAGUAUCUUGGCAUGCUUCUCAUCUGUGAAUACUGAUGCUACAGUCAAUGGAUUUCAUUUCACAUUGUGUUUCA